Molecule: messenger RNA, 2236 nt
Organism: Trichobilharzia szidati
Lineage: Eukaryota; Metazoa; Platyhelminthes; Trematoda; Strigeidida; Schistosomatidae
Source: the annotation of a GenBank genome assembly
CUUCGACAAUUGCGUUACUGUGGGUCUUUGAAUAAAGGUCACGUAUUCAUACAAAAUUAUUACCCUGUUAUCGUGACAAAAACAAACUGAUGGCUACCACAAAAAAUCCACAGCAGUUUCUUGCAUUCAAAAUUUGAGUCUAGUCGUUACGAACGUUCAUAUAAUAUCAAUUCCUAUUUUUUCGUGAAAUGCUUCAGAUGUCCGACUUAUUGACUCAUCAUACAGCAUCAGAUUCAGAUGAUAUUGGGGAUGAAGUUAUUAGGACAAUGUUUAUGGUUGCUAAUAAACUUGAAGAGUCCAUGAGGCUGGCGUAUAAUUCGUGUGAAUAUACUCCUUACGAUUCGCCAGCUGAACAUUCUUCUCUAAAUGGAGAGGCAUUUUAUCCCGAAUCAGGUGAAUUGCCCGAAUCAAAAUAUGAACACAACGAAUACAUACACCCACAUAUACAGUAUGAAGACGAAUUUGAUUUGGAUUCACGUACUUCGUAUAUGGAUAUGAAAACAACUCCAUGUAGUCAAACUACCGAAAAUAAUGGUUCACCUGGCAGCAGAAAUUCAUUGUUUGAAUGUUGUGAAUGUGAUCGUCGCUUUAAAUCGAAAAGUGUUCUCCGGAGGCAUGUUAGAGUUGUGCAUGAAGGUCAAAUAUUCCAAUGUGACCACUGUGAAAAAUCUUUUUCAUUUAAAUAUAUUUUAUUAAGACAUGUGAGGUCUUGUCAUGAAGGUGUCACUUAUCCUUGUGAACAAUGCGGAAAAUCAUUUUCACGGAAAUGGAAUUUAAAACAACACAUUAAUUCUGUUCACGAACGUCAAAUAUUCCAAUGUGACAACUGUGAAAAAUCUUUUUCAUCUAAAAAUAUUUUAUUAAGACAUGUGAGGUCUUCUCAUGAAGGUGUCUGUUAUAAAUGUGAUCAAUGCGACAAGUCAUUUUCAAGAAAGUAUGAUUUAAAUCAACAUGUAGUUUAUUGGCAUUAUGAAAGUUAUUUAAAGUCAAAGAAUUUAAAUGGUAUAUCCCUCAAAGAAGACACGCUACAGGAGCCUGUAGAAAUUCCUCAGCAAAGUGCACUUUUCAAAUGUGAACAAUGUGACGAGAUAUUUUCAAGUAUGUCUCGUUUACGUGAACAUCGAAUAUCUCAUGAAUAUUCACAGCUCACACAAAUUCCAUAUGAGUCAUUAUUCCCGCAAAAAUAUGACAUGAACAAAGACAAGUUAUUUCAACAUGAAGGUAAACCAUUUAUUUGUCAACAAUGUGGUAGAGGUUGUUCAUCGAAAGGCAUUUUAAGGCGACAUAUUAGAAUUACUCAUGAAGGGCGUAAUUUUCCAUGUGAUCAAUGCGGUAAAACAUUUACACGAGAAUGUAAUUUAAAGGAGCAUAGAUUAGCAUUUCAUGAAGGUAAAUUUUUCAAAUGCGAUGAAUGUGAUGGUUCAUAUUCCUCAAGGAGUAUAUUAUUAAGGCAUGUUAAAUAUGUUCACAGAGGUAUACACUUUCGUUGUGACCUUUGUGACAAAAUAUUUUCGCGGACGUAUCAUUUACGAAUUCAUCAAAUGUCUGUACAUGAAAGAGUCCGAUUCAGUUGUGAUCAAUGCGACAAAACAUUUUCGCAUAAAUUCGAUCUGAAAAUGCAUAAAUCAACAUUUCAUGAAGGUUUAUACUAUCAUUGUAAUCUUUGUGAUAGAAAAUUUUCACGGAUGUCUCAUUUAAGAACUCAUCAAUUCUCUGUACAUGAAGUAUCAACUUACUCCUCACGAAUACGCCUAUUACCUCAAUCUGAUAAAGUAUCCUUAUCAAAAGAAGAAGAAAAUUCAAUGGAAUAUAUCUACAGAAAGAAAUUCAGGUGCAAUCAGUGUCAAAUGUGUUUUAAACGGAAUUAUCAGCUCAAAUUGCAUAGCAAACUAUUUCAUGGUAAACGUUAUCGUUGUCAUAAAUGUGGAAGAAUGUAUGAAUUUUAUGGUUAUCUUAAAAAGCAUUUAUUAUUCUCACAUAAAAAUCUAUGCAGCCUACAAUUAUCAUAAUGUUGGAGAGUAUUCAUCACUUGUAACUUACACAAUUCGUUAUGCAUUAUUGCAUGUAUGUGUGUAUGUAUAUAUAGACAGAGUUGUAAUCAACAUGUAGAAUUAUUUCGAUUACUUGUACUGGUAAUUCUUUAAAUAUAUACCAUUUGAUUAUGUAAUUACUGUCUACGUAUAUAUAUGGGUGUAUUUGACUCUCUGUCUCUUUCUCGCCUUCCCCCUCUCACUGG